Molecule: messenger RNA, 1989 nt
Organism: Salvelinus fontinalis (brook trout)
Lineage: Eukaryota; Metazoa; Chordata; Actinopteri; Salmoniformes; Salmonidae
Product: glutamine synthetase-like
Exons: 7
Coding region: 157-1272 (371 amino acids)
Cellular component (GO): cytoplasm
Molecular function (GO): glutamine synthetase activity
Source: RefSeq, a predicted model, not a curated record
CGAGCUACAGCUCUCACGUUAUAAAUUAAACCGAAACAUGAGUUAGACUCUAAAGAAUGAGAGAACAACUAUCGGAACAUUUUUCAACAUUACAUUGGACCUGCCAGUCCUUUCGUUUUUAUUUCUAUAUUCUACAGGUAUUUUAUAACAAAUAAUAUGGCUACGUCCUCCAGCGCAGAACUGAGUAAGUCUGUCAAACAGCAGUACAUGGACCUCCCUCAGGGAGACAAAGUCCAAAUCAUGUAUGUCUGGAUCGAUGGAACCGGAGAGGGACUCCGCUGUAAAACCAGAACGCUGGAUUCGGAGCCCAAGUCCAUCGAAGAACUGCCGGAAUGGAACUUUGAUGGCUCUAGCACCUACCAGUCUGAGGGCUCAAACAGUGAUAUGUAUUUGAUUCCUUCUGCAAUGUUCAGAGAUCCUUUCCGCAAAGACCCCAACAAACUGGUCCUGUGUGAAGUGCUGAAGUACAACCGCAAACCUGCAGAAACCAACCUUCGUUUGACGUGUAAUAAAGUCAUGGACAUGGUUGAGAACCAGGUCCCUUGGUUUGGCAUGGAGCAAGAGUACACCAUUUUGGGCACUGAUGGACACCCAUUCGGCUGGCCCAACAACGGCUUCCCUGGCCCACAAGGUCCCUAUUACUGUGGAGUGGGAUCUGACAAGGCCUACGGUAGAGAUAUUGUGGAAGCCCACUACAGAGCCUGCCUGUAUGCUGGGGUCAUGAUCUGUGGAACCAAUGCUGAAGUCAUGCCUGCGCAGUGGGAGUUCCAGGUUGGCCCUUGUGAAGGCAUCAGCAUGGGUGAUCACCUUUGGGCAGCUAGGUUCAUUCUCCACCGGGUGUGUGAGGACUUUGGUGUGGUGGCCUCGUUUGACCCCAAGCCCAUCCCUGGAAACUGGAACGGAGCUGGAUGCCACACCAAUUUCAGCACAAAAGAGAUGAGGGAAGAGGGUGGGUUGAAGGCCAUUGAGGAGUCCAUUGAAAGGCUGGGGAAGAGGCAUAGCUACCACAUCCGUGCCUAUGACCCUAAAGGGGGACUUGACAAUGCCCGUCGCCUCACCGGCCACCAUGAAACCUCCAACAUCCACGAGUUCUCUGCUGGUGUGGCCAACCGCGGUGCCAGCAUCCGCAUCCCUCGCACCGUGGGCCAGGAGAAGAAGGGCUACUUUGAGGACCGCCGCCCGUCUGCCAACUGUGACCCGUACGCCGUGACUGAGGCUAUAAUCCGCACCUGUUUGCUCAGCGAGGAAGGAGACGAACCUGUGGACUACUAGAUCUAACUAGAUCCACACCUCUGGACUGAAUCCCCUUCGCCAUCACCCUUCUCCAUUCUAUUUUCUAAAUGUCUGAAAAGUCCAACUAGUACUGUAGUUGUCGUCAUUUCACUGAAAUUAUUCUAACCUUCUAAAUGGCUUAAAGUUGGCUGGUCAACGUAACAUGGAAUUAAAUCUGUUUAACAUAAAAAACAUUUCAUGAAAGAUGGUGGCUGAUAGGGCAUUGUCUUCCCCUUUCAUUUGAGUCUUUUCUAGUGGGGAGUAUUUAACUGUUUUUAAAUCCCCAUUUGAUCUCUCGUUUCCUGCAGUCUAUUGAACUGAAAUAAACUAAAGGACAUGUGGACACUGACGACUAUGGCUGGGCGGCAUGUGUAAUUUUCUUAAUAAAACCUCCUAUGGCUAGUUUGUGUACUUUAUGCCCGUUGACCUGGAUUUUUUUUUAAACUGUCACUUUAUUUCAAUGUUACUAUGUAGGAAGUGUUUUUAAAUGUCAACUUUCACAUUUUACACUACUGGAUCAUGUUGUACUGUACAUUCUUCAGAUAUCUGGCUACAAAUCCUGUCUUAUCCAUUUGGGUCCGUCUUACCAUUUGUGGCGUUCCUGUGAGACUCAUGAAGGAGUUUUAUCCUUUGUCAACUGAUUUCUUGUUCUGGCACAUGAUUUGGUAAAACCUGAAUAUGCUGAACUUUUUAUUUAAACUUUCAUUUUUAUCACAA